AUGUCCUCUCAAAAUCCUAUUCGGAGAAAGCUUGUCAUCGUUGGGGAUGGCGCUUGUGGAAAGACAUCACUCCUGUGCUGCUUCGCUCUCGGAGAAUUCCCAAAAGAAUAUGUAGGCCUGAUUAUUUUGUACCCGUUCGUCAUCCACCUGAUCGCUCACCGCGCUAUUUUUGAAAAUUACGUCGCAGAGAUCCGAUUAGAUGGAAAGCCUGUACAACUUGCCUUAUGGGACACAGCAGGGCAAGAAGAAUAUGAGCGACUGCGACCGCUCUCGUAUUCAAAAUCCCAUGUGAUCCUGAUAGCAUUCGGCAUUGACACGCCAGAUUCCUUAGAAAACGUCGCUGUCAAGUGGAUCGAAGAAGUCCGCUCCAUCUGCGGGUCUGCGAUUCCCGUGAUCUUGGUUGGCUGCAAAUCCGACUUGCGUCCGCCUCCCGACUCUCCGCUGUCGCAUAAUUACGUGCAACCGAGCGCGGGGCAGGAGAUGGCGCGUGAGAUCGGUGCGCGCGCUUAUAAGGAGUGUAGUGCGCUGCGUGGUGACGGUGUUGACGACGUGUUCGAGGCGGCGACGCGCGCCAGCAUGCUUAUGCGCGAGGGUGUUCCGGGACAUGGUGCCUCGCGGAAUCGGCGUGGCACUGUGAGUAGUGGUUAUGACGACGAUGCAGCGAAGGGGUGCUGUGUCGUGUGCUAG
This is a messenger RNA of Fomitiporia mediterranea MF3/22, 687 nucleotides long. RefSeq names its product rho small monomeric GTPase. Gene Ontology annotation, molecular function: GTP binding; GTPase activity. The transcript is spliced from 7 exons. NCBI's taxonomy places the organism in Eukaryota, Fungi, Basidiomycota, Agaricomycetes, Hymenochaetales, Hymenochaetaceae. The coding region runs from base 1 to 687 and encodes 228 amino acids. Gene Ontology annotation, biological process: small GTPase-mediated signal transduction. The record is from RefSeq and is a predicted model, not a curated record.